AUGUCCCCAAAAGACCUGCCAAAGACCAUGAGGGCCCUCGUCAUCGCCCAGUUCAAGGCCGACCCGCCCUACGAGCUACGUGACGACCUACCCGUGCCCCAGCUCGGCCCAAAGGACGUCCUCCUCAAGAUCGCCACCGCGGGGUACUGCCAUACCGAAGUCAUGGUCACACGCGGCGACUUUGCCUCAAAGUCCCGCGCAGGCCUGCCCCUCAUCCCUUCCCACGAGCCUACGGGAACCAUCGUCGCCUUUGGACAGGAGGCAGAGGCGAUGGCCUCAGAGGUCGACGGCAUCGGCAACGACGGGCCGCUCAAGCUCGGCGACCGCGUCGGGUGCCUCACCUUCAGAGACUUUUGCGGCAAGUGCGACGACUGCAAGGCGGGGCAGCCAAAGUUUUGCCAGGACCAGGACAUGGUAGGCGUCACGGCCGACGGAGCCUGUGCCGAAUACAUGCGAGCGGACAUCCGAUCCUGCUUCCGCCUGCCCGCCAAGCUCAGCUUCGACGCCGCCGCACCGCUCUGCUGCGCAGGCGCGACCAUCUACACGGCCAUCAAGGGGUGCAGCCUACGGGCCGGCCAGCGCCUCGCCAUCAUCGGCGCCGGCGCGCUGGGCCACCUCGGCGUGCAGAUGAGCAAGUGCCUCGGCCUGCAGACCAUCCUCCUCGACGCCCGUGAUCCUCCCCUCGACAUGUGCCGCAAGCUGCCCUACCCGCCAGACGUCGCCUACAACUCGGGCAGCGUGGAUCCAAAGAACCCGAAGCAAGUUUCCAAGCUGCUCGAAGACAUCGGCGGACCGGUGCACGCCGUCAUCGUGGCCACCGACGUGAUUCCGGCCUUUGAGGUCGCCCUCGCCAUCCUGCGCAACCACGGGCUAUUGAUGGUCGUUGGCCAGCCCGAAAACCCCAUCCCCGUCUCGUACAACGACCUGAUCUUCCGCGACAUUACGGUCAAGGGGUCGCUCCUGGGCGACCCGGCCCUCACAAAGGAAAUGUGCGACCUGGUGGCCGACAGGGGCAUCGAGGUCAAGACGCAGGCCUACCCGCUCGAAGACGUAGAGCGCAUGCGCGCCGACUACGCCAAGCCGGGCCACAGCGGCAAGAUGGUGCUCCGCGUGUCGGACGGGGCCUGA
Messenger RNA from Pseudozyma flocculosa PF-1, 1128 nucleotides. RefSeq lists its product as uncharacterized. Bases 1 to 1128 code for a protein of 375 amino acids. The transcript has 3 exons. The record is from RefSeq and is a predicted model, not a curated record. NCBI's taxonomy places the organism in Eukaryota, Fungi, Basidiomycota, Ustilaginomycetes, Ustilaginales, Ustilaginaceae.